CGGCUUCCUCCGCCGUUGGCGUUGCGUUGCUUUCCAGCUGCCUGCAUUCUUCCAGCGUCUUCCUCCCGCGCUUCCUUGCAAAAAAAAACAACAAACCCCACAAACCCACCAUGAUGAAGAAUUACCGGAACACGUCUAGCACCGUCCGCAGUUUUAGCAGCCGGUCUUACACGCCUGGUCCCGUUGCCAGCUCUCGGAUCAGCACCUCUUACUCCUCCUCCUCCGCCCUCGGGGGCGGCAGGUAUAGCGUUGGGGGGGGCAGCUUCCGCGGAGCUUCUCCGGGGAGCAUGGGGGGCAUCACGGCGGUCAGCGUCAACAAGAGCCUGCUGGCCCCGCUCAACUUGGAAGUCGACCACGCCAUGCAGCAAGUGAGAACCAAGGAGAAAGAAGAGAUUAAGGUCCUCAACAACAAGUUUGCCAACUUGAUUGAUAAGGUUCGCUUCCUAGAACAGCAGAACAAGAUGCUGGAAACCAAAUGGAGCCUCUUGCAGAAUCAGAAGACUACACGGAGCAACAUGGACAGUAUGUUUGAGGCCUACAUCAACAACUUACGCCGGCAGCUGGAAAACUUGGGUCAGGAGAGGGCAAGGCUGGGUGCUGAGUUGGGAAACAUGCAAGGCCUGGUGGAAGAAUUCAAGAGCAAAUAUGAAGAUGAAAUCAACCAUCGUACUGAAAAGGAGAAUGAGUUUGUCCUCCUGAAGAAGGAUGUGGAUGAGGCUUACAUGAACAAGGUUGAAUUGGAAUCCCGCCUGGAAUGUCUGACGGACGAGAUCAACUUCCUGAGGCACCUUUAUGAUGAGGAGCUGCGUGUCCUGCAGUCUCAAAUCAGCGACACCUCUGUGGUGGUGUCCAUGGACAACAACCGCAGCCUGGACUUGGAAGGCAUCAUUGCUGAAGUCAGGGCUCAGUAUGAAGAAGUUGCUAACAGGAGCCGGGCUGAGGCAGAGAGGACAUACCAGAUCAAGUAUGAAGAGCUCCAGACCAUGGCAGGCAAGCAUGGGGAUGACCUCCGCAGCACCAAGAAUGAAAUCAAUGAACUGAAUCGAAUGAUAACCCGGAUGCAGUCAGAAAUUGAUGGUUUGAAAGGCCAGCGUGCAAGCUUGGAAGCGGCAAUCACUGAAGCAGAGGAGCGUGGGGAGCUGGCCGUGAAGGAUGCCAACAACAAGCUGGCCGAAUUGGAUGGUGCCUUGCAGCGAGCCAAACAAGACAUGGCUCGUCAGCUGCGGGAUUAUCAGGAGCUGCUGAACACCAAGCUGGCCCUGGAUAUAGAGAUUGCCACCUACAGGAAGCUGCUGGAAGGAGAGGAGUUCAGACUGGAAUCUGGAAUGCAGAAUCUCAGCAUUCAGACCAAGACAACUGGUUAUUCAGGUGGCCUGAGCAGCAGCUACGGCAAUUACGGAGGUGGCUACGGCUCUUCCUACUCAAGCGGUGGAUAUUCCAUAAAUACAUUGCCCAUGGAGAGUUCGGCCGUCAGCACCAAGACCAAGGCUAUUGUCAUCAAGAAGAUCGAGACCCGCGAUGGAAAGCUGGUGUCUGAAUCCUCCGAUGUGCUGUCAAACUAGCUCUGUGGGGGUCUUGAGCAAUGGAACCACUCACGGUUUUAAAAGUGCCUGAAUCCAAUAAGCCUUACCUAAUUUAGCUAAGAAGAUGAGCCACAGGUUAGAAGAGAGGGAAGAAAUGCCUUUGUUCUCUUGCCGAACUUUGUUUUUUUUUCUCUAGAAGGAAGAAUUUAUGUUUGUCAGAUACUGGUGGACUACAGCUCCCAUCAGCCCUUUCCUGGCCAUGCUGGAGGAGGCUGGUGGGACUUGGGAGUCCAGCUGCAACUGGGAAGUCCACAGCUGCUUUUAGAAAACCACAAACCAUUGCCACUGACUUGCAUGAGAUGUGAUCAGGGAGGAAAAAGACACUUGCUCUCCCUCAAGGGAUCUCAUGGUUUUGACACUUUCCCAUCAGUAGAGGGGCAGCUGUUGAAAAGAAGGCAGGAAACCGACUUUCCCAAGCUAGGAUUAGCAAGAAGUAUUAACUCUUUUUAGACCACUGUAUGUAGAGAUGGACACCUCAAGAAUUGGUUUGUAGUUUUCACAUCGUUUAAAAGCUGCCCUGUUGUAUUAUUCACCCCUCUUGCUGUUUGGCAUAGCGUUUAGGUCAAAUUUUCAAUCAAAACAAAGGCUUGGAAACAUUUUAUUUUGAAGGAUGGGGAUUUUGAAAAAUCCACCCAAGUCUUAACACUGGAGACAGCAAUUCUCACACUAGCUAUCUAAAGAAGAUGGGAGCUUUGCAGUGCACCCGAUUGGGAUGCUAGGAAGAGGAGGGUAAAGUGGGAGCCGAGUUGGGCAGAAGCACAAAGCAAGCUAGUUCCAUGAAGAUUUUUUUUUAAGAACUUCACAUUGUUUUCAUUUUAUUUGAAAUAAAAAGGUUUUCUUCCAAUCUUUGAUAUUAAAUGA
Thamnophis elegans (Western terrestrial garter snake) is the source of this 2444-nucleotide messenger RNA. RefSeq names its product keratin 8 (gene KRT8). The coding region runs from base 111 to 1562 and encodes 483 amino acids. NCBI's taxonomy places the organism in Eukaryota, Metazoa, Chordata, Lepidosauria, Squamata, Natricidae. The transcript has 9 exons. The record is from RefSeq and is a predicted model, not a curated record. Gene Ontology annotation, cellular component: keratin filament.